Molecule: messenger RNA, 927 nt
Organism: Effrenium voratum
Lineage: Eukaryota; Dinophyceae; Suessiales; Symbiodiniaceae
Source: the annotation of a GenBank genome assembly
AUGGAAAUCUUUGCGCGCGUGGUGAGCGCAGGCAGCAUGUCGGCGGCCGGUCGGGAAAUGAGCCUGUCCCCCGCGGUGGUCUCGAAACGAAUCCGAAGGCUGGAAGAAAAGCUGGGAACGCGACUUCUCCAGCGAACAACCCGUCAGAUCGCAAUGACCGAGGCCGGUCAGGGCUUUUAUGAACGGGUCAUUGCCAUUCUGGCCUCGGUCGAAGAAGCAGAGUCGUUUGUCUCGCGCGGAUCCGCCAAGGCCCGGGGAAAUCUCAGGGUUGCCGUUCCCACGUCGUUCGGACGCCUUCACAUUGCACCGCAUCUGGGACGGUUUCUGUCCGAGAACCCCGACCUGUCAGUCAAUCUCGACCUGUCCGACGAUUUUGUGGACAUUGUCGGCGAUGGGUAUGAUCUCGCGGUCCGGAUUGCGGAGCUUUCGGAUUCAAGCCUGGUUGCAAGGCGGUUGGCCCCGGUCCACCGUGUCCUGUGCGCCAGCCCGGAAUAUCUGGCAAAACACGGCGUUCCGAUCAGCAUUGAGGAUCUGGCAAGCAAUCAUGUAACGAUUGCAGCGACAAAUCAGGAUCCGUGGCGGCUUGCCGGGCCCUCCGGAAUCGAAACCGUGCGUACACGUGCGCCUCUCAAGACAAACUCAAACGAAGUCGUGCGGGAAUGCCUGCUUGCAGGUGUUGGCGUGGCACUUCGUUCCACCUGGGAUGUCGGUCCGGAGCUGCGAGAAGGCAAGUUGCAGAUACUGCUGCCUCAAUACAGGGCAUCAAAGGACGUCGGCCUGCAUGCCGUUUAUCCGAGCCGUCAGUUCCUGCCGGCCAAGGUGCGGGUCUUCAUCGAUUUCCUGGCCGGUCUUUACGGGACUUCGCCCUAUUGGGAUGCCGGCCUUGACGACUGGCUCCGCCUGCCGAGCAGCGCAAAGGCCGGGUGA